ACCUCCCCGCUCAGACCGGCACGAGCGAGUUCUACACAUGCGGCAGCGCGAGGCUCCCAUUCAAACUGAGACGCUCCUGAAAACACGGAUCUAUUUCACAUCGACUCUGACGACAGUCUUUUUAUUUUAGUCUUUUAACUCGAGGCAGCUUUUUUUUUUGUUGAAAGGGAUCAAUCUCAUAAUCAGUUUAGGUCAUUAUCCCGCGCGCGCUAACGCCGUAACUCCGCGCUCUCACUAGCUUCCUGUCGAGCACUCGCUAUUCUUCCCGGCACCGACAACUGCAACGUGUGGAUGCACCCCUGCUCAUCUGCAGUUACAGUUGCACAAUGGCUGUCAUGUCACUCUGCUUGAUAGCCCAGCGCCCAAAGAAAAGCAACAGAUCCAGUUUAAUUGCAGGAUAACAAUACGCCCACAUCACAACUGUUUACCUUAGUUGUUGUCUGGCCAGUCCCAGAUAUACCGUUUACAAGUUUGCACUGCUAAAUCUCAGAAAUACCCCGUGUAAGACGGGUGAACCUGAAGAGAAGCAAAUAAUUUAUUUUGACCUGGUACCUCUUUAUUUUACUAGCUGCUGUCUAGAAAUAGCAUUAUAUUAAUAUAUAUUUUUUGACAUUUAUUCCCUUUUAAGAUUGUGAAUCAAUUAUUUAUAAGCCUGCAAUCAUGGUUUCAACAACUGCAAUGUCAAUAAUACUGGCCAGUACUGCAGUCGCGGUAGUUCACACUCCUCUGACUGAGUACAUGUGGCUGCUGAUUGUCGGCUUCAUCAUCGCCUUCGUCUUAGCCUUUUCCGUGGGAGCAAAUGAUGUCGCCAACUCCUUUGGCACAGCUGUCGGCUCUGGAGUGGUCACCUUGCGACAGGCUUGCAUUCUGGCCACAGUGUUCGAGACCCUGGGCUCUGUGCUCCUUGGGGCCAAAGUGAGCGAAACCAUCCGGAAGGGCAUCAUCGACGUGAACAUGUACAAUGGCUCCGAGCAUGUGUUAAUGGCUGGAUCUGUCAGUGCCAUGGUUGGUUCUGCUGUGUGGCAGCUGGCCGCCUCCUUCCUUAAGCUCCCCAUCUCUGGAACACACUGUAUUGUUGGUGCUACUAUUGGCUAUUCACUGGUUGCCAAAGGCCAGCAGGGAGUCAAGUGGUUGGAACUGGUCCGUAUCGUUGCUUCAUGGUUCCUGAGUCCCCUUUUGUCUGGAAUAAUGUCAGGCAUGGUUUUCUACUUUGUGCGCGUGUUCAUCCUACACAAGAAAGACCCUGUACCUAAUGGACUGAAGGCCCUGCCUGUCUUCUAUGCCGUGACUCUGGGAAUCAACGUGUUCUCCAUCAUGUACACUGGAGCUCCGAUGCUGGGAUUGGAAAAAAUCCCUUGGUGGGUCGUCCUGCUCAUCUCAUUGGGCUGCUCUGUGCUCACUGGCCUUGUGGUCUGGUUCAUUGUGUGCCCUCGCCUCAAGAAGAAGAUUGAACGAGAUAUGAAGUCCUCCAGCCCCUCUGAGAGCCCCCUGAUGGAGAAGAGAGAGGUGAGAGAGGCCCAGUGUCCAAUCCUGAAACAGACUGCCAUGGAGACAUCAACGCCUAUCACCCCGGCUGCUAAUCAAGACGUCUCUGCUGAACCCCAAGCUCCCUCUGAGGAGCGCAGGGUGGCGUUUGACAUUGGAGAUUCUGACGAUGUCGACAAUAAGGAACGCAGGGUGGCAUUUGACAUCGGAGAUUCUGAUGACACCGACUACAGCAUUUCAAAUGGGGCCCUUAAACAGGUUCAGGGAAACAGUCAAGUCCAGGUCCACAACCAGCAAACUCAGCACAGCAAUGGUUCAGCGAACGCUGAACGCAAUCAGGCCCAGUUCAACAGGCCAGCACAGUUGCCAAAUAACGGUUACAGCCAUUACCACACGGUCCACAAGGACUCAGGCCUCUACAAGGACCUCCUGCACAAGCUCCACCUGGCCAAAGUCGGCGACUGCAUGGGCGAGGGGAAUGACCGACCAAUCCGGCGCAACAACAGCUACACCUCCUACACUAUGGCCAUCAUCGGCAUGCACGGAGACUUCAAGCAUAAAGAAGCGGACUUCCGUGCCACCGACGAUGGUGACAAGGGCCCAGGGUCGGGCGGACAGGAGAGGAAGCGGAUACGUAUGGACAGUUACACCAGCUACUGCAAUGCUGUGGCCGAGCACACAACACCUGAGGGCCUGGGAGAGGGUGAGGUGACGUUAGAAAUUGGGAAUGAGGAUGCAGGUAGCAGCCAAAGCUCUCUGGAUGAUGACGGCCUGGAGGCCGACAAGCCAGAAGUCUCAACUCUCUUCCAGUUCCUGCAAAUUCUCACUGCCUGCUUCGGAUCCUUCGCCCAUGGAGGAAACGACGUUAGUAAUGCCAUUGGACCAUUGGUAGCUCUGUGGCUGGUUUACCAAACAAGCAGCGUGAAUACAAAUUUAGACACACCCAUUUGGAUCCUGCUGUAUGGAGGCGUGGGCAUCUGCGCUGGACUCUGGGUGUGGGGUCGCCGAGUGAUUCAGACCAUGGGCAAGGACCUCACCCCCAUCACCCCCUCAAGUGGUUUCAGCAUUGAACUGGCCUCAGCUGUGACUGUCGUAGUGGCCUCUAACAUUGGCCUGCCUGUCUCCACGACCCACUGCAAGGUGGGCUCUGUGGUUGCAGUUGGAUGGCUGCGUUCGAGAAAGGCAGUGGACUGGCGUCUGUUCAGAAACAUCUUCGUGGCGUGGUUCGUGACUGUGCCCAUCUCUGGCCUGAUCAGUGCUGCCAUUAUGGCCAUCUUCAUCUACGGGAUCCUGUGAAACAUUCUGCUGCGCCCCAAGCAGGGGAGGAGAAACAGAAUGACGUUGGAAGGUCAGAAUACAUUGCUUACCUCAAGCCAACAACUUUGGAAGAAAAAGGAGAAAAAAAAAAGUGUUGAAAGGACUCGUGAUAUGGGCUUGUGGUUCUCGGCUGCAUCAUUUUCAACCUAGAAUUUGCUCUUCGUUCCAAUUGGCCCACAUUACUUCCAGUGGGAAUCUUGCUUUUUUUUUUUGUUCUGACUUGCUUUUUCAUAUCAUCGAUCUGUAAAGAAUUAUUCUAAAAGCAUCAGCUGACUUCCUUUUUUUUUCUUUUCUAAUACUCAUUCUUCCAUUCUUUUUUUACAUUGAAUUUAUGUAUAUACAAUCAUGCUGUUUUAAUUUUUGUGUUACACGUUAGAAAGAAAUGAACAAUUAAAAUGCAGUAUUAGCCUUUUGCUGAUGUAACUCCCAUCAUAACACAUGUUGAAAGUAAUGUAGAUGCAAAAGGGGUAUGUGUAGGUGGGGGGGGAAAAACGAGGUUAUUGGUGUGUAUGUGUGUUUUCCCAAAUUCAAAGUGUUUGUUGUUAAAUAAUUCAUAUUUUGAAUCUGGGUUUCUUGUAUCCCCAAAAAGGGCAUUGUUUCUCUGCUGUUGUAGAACUAAAUUGAUUUUUACACUAAAUUUCGAAGCUGGUGAAGAAGUUUUCUACCACACUCGCAGCGCUACAGUUGGUCUGUAUGAUAGUUGUCCAAGUAAUUUGCUGUGAUAGAAGCACUAACUGUAAACACUGGAUACCCAGCUGCAGAAUGCUGUCAAAAAUCCUGCAUCAUUCAUGUGAAGAAGUCGACACGCUUCUGUCAGGAAAUGACAAGGCCCUAAUUGUUCCAGUGAAUGGAUGAUCUGCUCUCCACUUCUGAAAUUAGAAUCUCCUGAGGCUCUACAUUCUUGACCGGUGCAGAAAUAACUGCUUGAAAUAUCGUGGUUACUUGAAUUUGAGAAAUGUAACCUCAGAAUGACGACUAAAGCAAAAAUGUGCCGUCAGACAAGACCUCAAGUCUCCUGUGAAAACUUGAUUGCAUUGAUGGUUUAAUGCUUUAGACCUGCUUCAGCCUGGUUUUUCAAGCUCACCUCGCGUCGGCUUCUUCCCAGUUUGGUUUUUCUCUGUGGAUGCUGCACCUGCCCAAGACAAAACUGGGUUGCUCUCGGCCUUCCUCUUUCUCCCCCGGCUUCUUGAAACGCUGAAUUAAAAAUAUUUCAAAGUGGGGGAAGAACAGGAACCUGAAACUGGAAGUAAACUGAGUGAGUGGUGUGGUGUGGAGCUGAUCUGGUCCCUGUUUGAAUAAGGGCAGACAUGUUGCAUGCCACCAGUGUGGUGUCAUCUGGCUGCAGAACUAAAUGCAUUUCAGACCUAUAGAUGCUGUAGUUGCCUUAAUUGUUUUAUUUUCCCUUAGAUACCAAAGAUGUUUUUUUGUUUUCUUUUUUUUAAUACACAUCAACAUACUUUGGUCCAUAUUUGUGGAUUAAAAAAAACAAAUGAAAAAUAAAAAUGGAAAAAUUG
This is a messenger RNA of Hippoglossus stenolepis (Pacific halibut), 4316 nucleotides long. It is a transcript of the gene slc20a1b, whose product is annotated as solute carrier family 20 member 1b. Gene Ontology annotation, molecular function: phosphate transmembrane transporter activity. The transcript has 11 exons. Lineage: Eukaryota; Metazoa; Chordata; Actinopteri; Pleuronectiformes; Pleuronectidae. The record is from RefSeq and is a predicted model, not a curated record. Gene Ontology annotation, biological process: phosphate ion transmembrane transport. The coding region runs from base 661 to 2781 and encodes 706 amino acids. Gene Ontology annotation, cellular component: membrane.